GUUCCUUUACCCCGAGCCAAUGAGCAGUCCUUGGAGGUGUGGGCUGUUUUCUUAGUCGGUUGAAGGGAGAUCUAUCGGUUUGUGCUGCAGCACACGGCUCAGGUAGACGUCAGAGAAUGAUUCAGUGCUGAUCUGCCAUGGAUGACGCCCACCUUAUAGGAAAUUCAGUUCAAGUCGCCCACAGAAGACCAUGGCUGCUCUCACAAUGGCCACAGAGACAGAGAAAGCCCAUGCCCUCCUCCAGACCUUCAGCACUGCCUCUGUCAUAGCCAGCACAGGACUGGGCAUUUUCUGUUUCGUUGCUGACAGAUUUAUUCAGUUUUCCUUAGUCCAGCACCACGAUUGGCUGAGAGCUGUUUCGGACAAUGCUGUACAUGGAGUUGUUGCCCUGUGGUCCUGGGCUAUUGUCAUCGGACUCAAGAAGAGGAGUGACUUCUGUGAAGUCAUCUUUGCUGGAUUCCUUGCUUCAGUCAUUGACUUGGACCACUUUUUUUUAGCUGGCUCUCUUUCACUUAAAGCAGCUUUGAAUCUUCCCCAAAGGCCUCAUCUUCAUUGCUCUACCUUAAUCCCUGUGGUGUCUUUUUCUUUAAAAUUUCUUAUGUGGAUUUGUAAGCUGAAGGACUCCUGGUGCUUUCUUCCUUGGAUGAUUUUUAUUUCAUGGGCUUCACAUCACGUCCGUGAUGGGGUUCGUCAUGGGCUAUGGUUCUGUCCCCUUGGAAGCACCGCGCCUGUGCCCUACUGGCUGUACAUUGCAAUCACUGCAUCAUUGCCUCAUCUCUGCUCCGUGCUGAUGUAUUUAACUGGAACCAGAGAUAUGAUUUCAACAAAGCAUGGCAUUGCAAUCGAUGUCUAAUUGUAAAUAUGCAAUUAUGAUGCAAGUGAUGUUUAAUUUAAUCAAGAUUCUUAUUUGCCUUUUAGUGAAUGGACGAAACUGGAAGUAUUUAUGUUGAGUGUAUGAUUGGAAAAGGUACAAUGUAAAGACUAAAAUGGUUCAUUUAUGAGUAGUUCUACACAGUGGAUGACAGCCCUCAGUGAACAACACAAGAAUGAAACUGUGAAACCCAUUUACAGUAUUUCAGAUGUUUCUCAAAUUUUAUAGAUUCACUCAACAUUUACCUGCAAAUAUUUUCCUCCCAGCUGGAACUGAAAUGUUUUUCACAGUUAAGUCUGAACCUGCUCUUAACAGUUGUGCAAAAGGUUUUGGCAACUCUACAAUACUGAAGAUAGGAGACAUUUUCAAAAAUUUCAACUACCAGUGAUGUGUUCUGUAAAAUGCUGGAUUUUGUUACUAAACACUCCAAGUAGUUCAGAUCUGACUUGCAGGUCUUUCAUUGGUUUGGACGACGACAUUGAGCCUGGAAUGAUGACAUUCAUUCGUAGAAGAGAUUUUCUCUAACUACGGUUAAGCUUAGAAGAUGGCCGUCGUGGAACCCGGUGGAUUUUUAACAGAUUGAAAUAAAGGCCUUCUGUUUUUUUUCAAUGUGCUCUAAUAACCAUGAAAAAAUGUUGGGGUUGGGUGAAGUAAUAUUUAGAAAUAAGUACUGUGUACUUGAAAACAACUGAGCAGAAUUUGUGUUUUCCUCCCACAUCCCAAAGAAGUUCAAGGCAGGCUUAUUGACGACUCAGAAUUUAGUGAGUGUGGGUUUGUGAUAAACUGGCGUCCCACCCUGGGGUCAUUCUUGUUUUACUAAGACCCCCCCCCUUCCCCCCCACUUCAACCCCAAAAUGAGUUGAGUAGUUCAGAAAAUUUCUUAAUAAUAACCUCAAAGGUGAAGCCUGCUAUGGUUUGCUGUACUAAUUUAAUUUAUUCCUAACGUAUUUAAGAUUGUGUGUAGUGAAUUAGCCAUCUUUUAAUCAAUUCCAACCCAUUUAUCCGAGAAAGUGGUACAGGGGUCCUGGAACUGAGCCCAACAGCAACAAAAGUGUAACGGGGACAUCCUGGUAAUCGGACAGGUUGGGAUGUCCGACUUUAAUAUGAUGGGCAUGUAUUUUUAAGGGAAACGGGGAGUGGCAGUCUCACUCUGUCUGGCUGAGUUUUUGUAUAUUUUACAGAUUAAUAGAAAGGACAGAGAUUCUUAUUUAAUUUGCACACAUUCCAUUCAAUAAUACUGUACAUUUGUCAUGUUUGGAAUCUCUUUUGUGUUAAAGUUUAUUUAAAACACUAUUUAUUAACAGUACCAAAUAGGUUGUUGCAAGUGUUUAAAGUUUUAUUUUACGUUUUAAAAGGAAAAUAAAAAUGAUGAUACCUAGCAUCACUUGUUACUACUGAGACGUUGCGCCAGGUAAGUGUAAUUAAUGUUUGUGGUAUUUUGAUAUCUCUGUAUAACCAAAUACUAGAUUUGUUAGACUUUACAAAUUAAAAAAGGGGAAGACCUCUAAAACAUGACGGCACUUUUCGUUGUAAUUUGCACCAUAAAUAAAAAUGUUCUGUUAACUAAACGGUUUACUUUGAA
Molecule: messenger RNA, 2453 nt
Organism: Erpetoichthys calabaricus (reedfish)
Lineage: Eukaryota; Metazoa; Chordata; Cladistia; Polypteriformes; Polypteridae
Gene: tmem267
Product: transmembrane protein 267
Exons: 3
Coding region: 191-853 (220 amino acids)
Source: RefSeq, a predicted model, not a curated record